Lecanosticta acicola is the source of this 495-nucleotide messenger RNA. Lineage: Eukaryota; Fungi; Ascomycota; Dothideomycetes; Mycosphaerellales; Mycosphaerellaceae. The record is from the annotation of a GenBank genome assembly.
AUGACGGCCGCCAGUCAGGGCGCGCCGCAGCCGCCGCAGUCACUACUGCUGGCCUUGCCGCGCGAACUGCGUGAUGAGAUCUACAAGCUCACCUUCGAAGAUUUCAUCGUGGACUUGGACGUCAAAAAGGUGGAAGGCCGCAAUGCAGGAUUGGUACGCCGCCGAGCAAUCACAGCUACUGCAACCCCGUCCAUGCUGAUCUUAGCGCUGCAGUGCCUCGCCUCCAAGCAACUCUACACCGAAUCCAGCAAGCUCUACUACGAACACUCCAUCUUCCUCUCUAAAAAUCGAUACGACUGCGUCAAGUGGCUCUCCAAGCUCGCUCCUUCCGCUUGUGCGGCCAUCAAGACGCUCCGAUGCGACUUUGUAUCUCUGCAUCCCGCCGAGAAGCUGGGCAGCCUUGCAGGUUUCGCGUUGGGUCUAGCAAGUGAGAUAGUGGCAUUCCAAGGCCGUAUCGAGCGCGUUCCCCUACCGUUCUCCAUGGAGGCUGUUUAG